Styela clava is the source of this 7254-nucleotide messenger RNA. RefSeq names its product muscleblind-like protein 1. Gene Ontology annotation, cellular component: nucleoplasm; cytoplasm. Gene Ontology annotation, biological process: regulation of RNA splicing. Lineage: Eukaryota; Metazoa; Chordata; Ascidiacea; Stolidobranchia; Styelidae. The record is from RefSeq and is a predicted model, not a curated record. Gene Ontology annotation, molecular function: metal ion binding; RNA binding.
UUCCAGCUUUUAAUUUUUGUGUUGUAGUAAUUUUGCUUAUUCACGACCCGGAAGCCAUGACGUAUAUGUAGGGGUCAAAGGUCAAUAUUUUGCUGCAUCGCUGCUCCGCUAAUUCAUACGCCACCCAGUGACAGGGUGCCACACAACGGAACAAUAAAAGAGCGUUUACGGGCAAGGAGGCCCACGACUAUAUUUUUUAUAUUUCUCUCUUUUUGGACGCAAUUGAGCUAAAUUGCCUUUUAUUUGAUUGCUUUCUGCUGCUGCUCUGCCACGUUCAACGUAUUUUUGCUUAUUUUGAGCUCUGCAUCUUUAAGUUGCCGCUUCUCCAUGAUGGCUUCACAAACCCCCCUAACGUCUCCCACCGCUACCGCCAAUGCAGCCGUCUCCCCUCCCAUCCCCCAACUGUCAACAGCCGGUGCCACAGGUGCCGUGGCCAUAGGCCAGCUCCCGACCAUGCAACAACUACCAACAAUAAGAGACCCGGAAUGGCUGAAGCUUGAGGUUUGCCGUGAAUUUCAGCGAGGCGCUUGCAAACGAACAUCAGAAGAAUGUAAAUACGCCCAUCCCGGGAAGAACAUUCAAGUCAUGCCUGACGGGAAAGUUAUCGCCUGCUUCGAUGCGCUGAAGAGUCGUUGUACCCGUGAAUCUUGCAAGUAUCUUCACCCACCAGGCCAUUUGAAACAACAACUAGAAAUCAACGGCAGGAACAACCUGAUCCAACAAAGAGCAAUGUUACAGAUGAUGCCACAGACUAUACUGCAGUCUCCUGUGCAACAGCAGGCCAUGCAAGGUGCAAGCAAUGCUCCGCAGCCAGCAGCAGCAAUGAUGUCAGCAGCAGGCUUGCAGCAAGCGGCAGCCUCUCAAGGAGCCCAUCUUUACUCGCCUGCAGCUGUGGCAGCUAGUACUCCCACAUACACAAUGCUACCCACAGGCGAAAUCACUCUGGCAAAUUCUCCGCUUUUCUACUAUUCGAAUAAUGUCGUAUCAACCACUGCCCACCCGAUGGCGCUGGCAAAUUCUGGACAACAAGUUACUGCAAUCGCCUCCCCAUUGAAUGCGUUAUCAAGAGCUGAUAGGCUAGAGGUCUGCAGAGAUUUCCAGCGAGGUAACUGCACUCGUGGUGAGCAUGAGUGCCGGUACGCCCAUCCUGUUGAUCGUUCAAUGAUCGAGAUGACUGAUAACACCGUGACAGUCUGUAUGGAUUGCAUUAAAGGAAGAUGCACCAGGGAUAAAUGCAAAUAUUUCCACCCACCACCGCAUUUACAGGCAAAGAUUCGCGCUAGUCAGCACCAAGCGUCUUUUCUCCCAACAAUGGCAGCUCCAUCUUUGAGUCCUGUCCAGCAAGCGGUUGUGGGACAAGGUGUGAAACGGCCAGCUCUUGCCCUGGACAUGGCGAACAACAAUGCAUCAAAUGCACUUGGACAACCACCGUUGAAGAGACACGCCCUGGAUAGCAAAAUGGUCACCCAAUCUGCGGCGCUCGGUGCACCUCUAGCGCCAUCUCCCAACGGAACUCUGUACAGUUACGGACUUCCAAUUCAUCAACAAUCAGCUGCCACAGCUGCCCAUGCAUAUUAUCAAGUGCCGCUACAGUAUUCUAUCUACGGUGCAGCGGCCCCUGCGAACAUUCAAACAGCACCAGGACUUGCUACGGUCUCUCUCCCGACUGCAAACGGACAGACAAGCGCUCCUUCUGCCACCACUCUCGCUUUACUGAAUGGUCAGAGUCAGAAUUCUUCACUAACCGUUUGUCGAGAUUACCAAUCAGGAAAAUGUGCUCGUCCUUAUUGUCGUUUUGUUCAUGUCACAGAAGAUUUUGUUGAAGUAAAAGACGAUAAAGUUACUGUGUGCAAAGACGCUUUACUUGGAAAAUGUCUUCGAUCCCAAUGUAGAUUUUUUCAUUACCCCCCACAACAAGAACCCCAACAACCCCAGUACCCUUCCUAUCCUAACAACAUACAUCAUCAACUUGCUGCACAGCCUGAGGCUCAGCCUAUCACCUUACAAAAUCCGUCAGCACAUGGGAUGCUAUCUCCCGUUCCUGCUGGAAUUUACCCUCAGCCUGUGCUGUCUGACUUGCAAGUUAGCCUUUGAAGCCUGCUGAUAUUUCAGCAGUCAUCAGGCAUAUUGACACCUGAUGCUGUUUUUCUAAUUUGUAACUGCUGAAACAGCAAGCCUAACCCUAAACAUACCAGUAAUAUCAGUUGUUCAACUUUUAUGUAAGCCUUGAACAGUUUUGCUUGAUACUGAUACAAGCCUGCUGAACAGUGAGCCUAGGCCUGCUUAAUCAGCCAGCCCCAGGCUGCUAAUUUAAAACAUGACACCCUGCCUUACUGAACAAAGUUCUAUUGGUUUAUCUUUUAUUUUCAAAUAAUUAUAGUCACGAAAUAAUAUAAUUUCAAAUUGUAAAUUAGCCAUUAUAAGGCUAAACCUAGGGCCGAUCUUUUGCCAAAGUUUGAAUUAGUAAUUGAGCCACCUUACUGGCUUUCCUCUUCCCGGAGAUAAUUAUGAGUUCCAAUGUUAUUUUUUAAAGCCUAAUCUUCAUGUAUGUUUAUUUGUCUGAAUAAAUAACAAAUUCCAUAAAUGGUCAUUAGGCAUAUUUGCACAGUGCGAUGCAUCAAAGGUUAUAAUGCAGGCCACAUAUGCAUUAUUAAAAAAUUUUGUAUCGCUGCGGCCCUGCCAUCAAAAUUCAAUUAAACGCUUAACUACUCCUAUAUCGAUAUGAUUAGAAAAUUAAUAAGACAUGCCAUCAUUUUUCGCACCAGUACCAGUAUAGUUCAAUGUUAAAGAAUAUGGAAGCUAUACUCUAAAUUUUUUCAAAUAUUUGUUCCCCCCUCUUAUCGGCCUUGGGUCCCCCCAUUAUUGGCAAUCAGUUACUAUUAUUAAUUAUUUUAUUGAAGUUCCACAUUGUAAUUAUUUUAUUGUGAAUACCAGUUGCCAGAUUUUGUGUGUGUUAAGUGAUGUUUGAAACAUGUUAUCGGCUUUUAUCUCCCCCCAGAUAGGUGCGUCUGGAAUGACUAGCUAACUGGUGUUUGUGUUGUCUUAUUCCUUUCCUCUCAUAUUUUGGGUAAAUUCUAAGAUUGAUUACCUAAAUAGUCCUAAAUAGAAAAUAUGUAUAAAUAUAAUAUGUCCGUGCAUCUGAAACAAAUAACUGGCUAACUUAUCCCAUACUCGACAUGGACUGGUAAUCGGACGAGAGGCCGUGGUUCGCCAUACAAUUAAGCGGUUAUCGGCUUUCCUCUCCUCUCAGAAAAAUAUGAAAAACCCAUUUCAAAAAAAAUCUGAAAGUUGAGUAAUAUAUAUAUUUAUUCAGACAAAUAUUAUUUGUUUUUAAUUUGGCAUGAACGGGGACUAAAUUUACCCCACCAAAAUUCCCCCUCCCCAAAUAGUUACGCUAGUGUCCUUUCAAUUUCUCCACCACACACCACCUUGGCAACUUAUAUUAUUUCUUUUAUUUCUUUCUACAAUGACUUAGUCAAGUUCCGUUAUAUAUUAUAUAUGUCAACAAUUUUUACUUAUUUUAGUUUGUGUUACUUUUUUUUUCGCACUCUUACCCCACUCCCCCCCAUCUUCUUAUAGUACAUACAUUAAAUAGUACGAAAUUCGCACAAAAAUUUGAACCAAGUUGCACAUUUUAGAAUAAAAUUACUAUAAUCACUUUUAAAUCACAAAUUUGGUAAAAAAAGAUAGUUUUUUUGUGCGUUUAUAAAUUACCCAUAGUGCCAUUUUACCCAUAGUGCAAUUUUUGGAAAAAAUGGCCGAUUUUAACUUUUUUAUUUUUUGUUUUCAUUUUUUUUUUGUUUGAUAAAAAAGACUUACGCUGGAAAAAGUUAUGAGCGACCCCGAAUAUUCAAAAAUUUAACGAUCGUGCAAUUCAUUAUCUACUGUAGCGCGUUUUCAGUGUUUUUUAACAAUUUUUACAGGUUUUAGAAUUUUUUUGGUUAAAAUAACGCGCUUUUCGUGCCGGCUAAUCACUAAAAUUGCUCAUAUUUUAUUUGUUAAAGUUCCACGCCAAGCGUUGUUCUCGUUUAAUAGCUUCCAUAAAAUGCAUUCAAGGCCUAGCAUAGGAAACUGGUUUUAAUUAUUCCCACACCCGACAUGAUAACCGGACGAGAGACUGUGGUUUGUCAUAUUAUUAAGUUAUUUUUUCGUAUUUUCUUUUCCACAGGAUGUAAAUGAAAUAUGUAAUCGGACAAUCAUUUUUAUUGUCCUUUCCAUCCUUUGAGAUAACUAUGUAAACGGUUAACGGACAAGCGGACAUGGUUCGUUAUAUUAUAGAUUCAUCUUAGCGAUCUCUCUUUUCUCUCCCCCUGGUAAACGGUAAAUGGACGAGAAGCAUGGUUCUCUAUAAUUCUAUAUCACCUAAUUUUGACAAAUACGAAUAUAUACCAAAAUAAAUAUUUGGUUUUUGGUGAAUUGCUAAAUUAACGGUAACGGAAUCACUCGGUAAUUAACGGUACAACCGUUAAGAACCAUAGUCCGUCACAACCAUUAUCUAUAUUUCGUUUCUGACACAAACCGGUCAACCAAACCAUUGGCCAGUACUGUGAAUAGCGCACUAUAUGGUUCUACUAAAAUACACGGAAUUGAAUAUUUCUCCCCAAAAUUUAGCGCCAACAGCAUUUUUUUUCCUUUAUUUUAUCAUCAUUAUUCAGCAAUUUAGAUUUUCGCUACGCUUUUGCGCAGCAAUACUCGCGUUUACAUUAUUAUGUUCGCUCUGCAUUGACUUUUUAAGAUUGUAACAUCGGGCUGUUUCCCAUGCAAGGUCCGGUGGUGACCGGAGAUGUGGAGUCAAAAAAGGAACACCGACUCCGGAUUGAUAGUAUAUUAAUGCGACUGAUGCGCAAGUUUUUUUUCGUUUCUAGUAGCAAUUUCCGAUUUUUACGUCUGAAAUUUCGACUUCGGCGUGGCACUAUCACCUAAUGGCCGCCUGACCAGUUCUUUAUUCGGAAUAAACUGUAAAUUUUAUUAUCAACUCUUCACAUUAUUUCUAUGUACUGGAAAAAAAGUAAUUUAAAAAGUCAAAAUUCGAAGUAACUCAUAUUUCAUUUUUCAAUUUCGAAUUAUAUUAAUCAAUUGGUCAACCCCUUGCGUUUAAAAAAAACGGGUUUACGUCUGUUUGGCCGCUUGUAUACAUCUACUCCGCGAUUUGGGUUGUUAUAUUCAGUAACACUAAGGAUGUAUCGAUGGUCCCCAAUCACUUUUUUAUCGGUCUGUCCAUCAACUCUUCUUUAAUAAAUAUUGGUUUAUCAUGCGAUGGCGAAUUAAAAAUAGGGAUGGGUGAAUGGUCUCCAAGACAGCCGCAGCUUUCUGCACGAUGGAAGUUGUUACUUGGCACUUAAAUCUUGAACGAAUGAGUUUUGUUCACUCAUAUUAAGUCUUGCAACCUUGUUUUGAGCGGCUUCCGAUGUUACAGUCUUUAAAAGUCAGCCUUUAUAUCUGCAUAUAUCCAAGCUGAUAACAUUAUGUACAGCACUAACAAAGCAUUGUAUCUGUUUCCAUAGACGGGUCACAUUUACCGCCCAUGUAUACCCGUUUUAUUAUUAAGUGUUCUCCUAUCCAAAUUGAAUCGGUAGCCGUGGCUGUUGCGUGAUUUUACCACGUGAAUUCGGAUAUCUUUUGAAGUAAAUUGUUUACGGCCCACUAACAGUUUUAUAUUUUUAAAAAAAUUGGUAUUCGUCCAAUUAUAAUGCCACCAGAAAUCCAAUUUUUCAUCGAGACAAAGAGAAAUGAUAUGAAAGGAUUUAUAUGAUUGGCUAUAUCUGGCAUUUAGCCACGUUAUUAUCGUUCAUACAAAAAUAAGCUUACAUACGGCAUUAUUAAAUGUGCAUAUAUUAUAAAAUUUUCCCCUUCUCCGUAAUUUGUGUUAACCAAGUCAAAUGAAUUACAUAAAGUGAAUGCAUCUAAAGUUUGGAAAUUCUGAGAACCUUCUGGUCCAACCGUGAUGUCCUUCGUUGUUAUUUUUAUCUUUUCUGUACAGCAUGCUUAUUCACUGCAACAAUUUUAUGCAAAUGAGCCUCUUCUUCCUUCCACGUAUGAGGAGUGUUAUUUCCUCAUGUUUAACCAAUCCGCGCGGUUUUUAAGCACAGGGUGACAUCAAAAAUGAUCCCAUAAAUUUCUUAGUGACUUCUACGAAAAUUGAGCUUUCUGUUGUGCAUGAUGCACCCGUAAAUUUUGAGACACCAAAAUUUUUGAAUGAAUUUCGAAUGAAGGCUCCGUAAGUAUAAACUUAUACAACAACCAUAAUUCUGUUGCAUACAUAGAAAAUGCUCUGGCCAUGAUAUAAGUAAGACCGAUUCUGUUAUUGGGCGCUCAAUUUUCCCUGCGUAAGUUCGAAUGUGAUUCGGAUCAACUUGUACGAGAAUUGCUCGAUAAUAUUAGAGAAUUCUUGUGUGGGAUGACACUAAUAUGCAAUGGCUAUCAUUCUUGAAAAAACAUCCAAGACAAAGUUUAAAAAUGCACACCCUUGAAUGUUGACUGGCGAUCUUUAACAACUGUUGUUGAAUUGAAAUACUUGCACGUUAUUAAUUAGGUAAAAAUACCAAUUUCCGAUUUGAACUUAUUUUGUCGAGACAUUUUACGACUGAAACUUUUUGUAUCUUUUGCGCCCCCAACCAAACGGCCCCCCACAGCGCGGCCCAUGCCCGCCCUACCCCAGAAACCAAUGUGUAAACACAUGCGUGGAAUAGACAAGGAGCCUUAUUUGCAUAAAGUUUAAAUUUUUCAUCAAGAAUAUUCGCGCCUUUUACCAACCAUGGUCACGUCAGCCAAACUGCUUGGUUAUUUAAUGCAGUAUUAAAUUAAUAUUUCGGCUGAGUAUGUUAUGCUUUUGCUUCUGAUACCAAGUAUCUUGUGAUGUCAUAAACAACACUGUUAUGUAAUGCGUAGCAAUUAUGAUGUCAUCACCUUUUAUUUUUAAAUGUAUCAUGAUGUCACAAUCAAUAAGCUUACUGUUAAAAUUUUGUUUUUAAUGCACCACCAAUGGUGGUUAGUGACAUCACAAAUAAUUUAUUAUGGCAUCAUCAGCAGUGAUUGUUUUAUCAUAAUGAGUAUAUUGUGACAUCAUUAUUAGCAGCAAUUGUGCCUUAAAGCAAGCGCAUUUUGCAGCAAAUCAUAAGUUCCGCUAAAAUUUAAAAUAAUUCACAAUAAAAGCUUUUUUCUGCCCAAUAGUUCCAAUUUCACGUGAAACGUGUCAACUUUUUUGAUGAAAAAUAACAUUUUCUUGGUAUUUUAAAUAAAAACAUAUUAAAGAUA